UGUCAACGAAAAGGCUUUUCUGCAUUAUUCUCCAUCGCCGCAAUUCCCAUCAGCCGUACAGGAACGAAGUUGUUCUGAAAGAAAGUUUUCUGUGUAAUUUAACCACUCGAAACAAGAUGCUGACCAACCAGAUCCAGCAAGCCGCUCGGCUUUUGGGAGCUCAAGCUCGCCGCAACUACGGUGCAUCUGCCGUCCUGCUGUCGAAGGCUACCGAUCCGAUUCAGCAACUGUUCGUCAACAAGUUGAAGGAAUAUGCCACCAAGAGCAAAGGAGCCGGUGGCAAAAUGGUAGAUGCAUCUGCCAACAUUGAACGCGAGCUGAAGCAGGAACUGGACAAACUGGCCAAGGUGUACGGAGGCGAAGGCGGCGUCGAUAUGACAGCCUUCCCAAGUUUCAAAUUCGAGGAACCGAAGCUGGGUCCCAUUAACUCCAAUUAGGCAAGCAGGCAGUGAUAAAAGAAAAAAAAACUUCUUUCGUGGAAUAAAAACAUCAUUUCUAGUGGUUA
Messenger RNA from Uranotaenia lowii, 505 nucleotides. RefSeq names its product ATP synthase-coupling factor 6, mitochondrial (gene ATPsynCF6). Bases 117 to 437 code for a protein of 106 amino acids. Gene Ontology annotation, biological process: proton motive force-driven ATP synthesis. The record is from RefSeq and is a predicted model, not a curated record. The transcript has 3 exons. Gene Ontology annotation, molecular function: proton transmembrane transporter activity. Lineage: Eukaryota; Metazoa; Arthropoda; Insecta; Diptera; Culicidae.